AAAACCAGUCUUCCAACACACUUCAAGCUGAGUGAGAGAGAGUGAGUGAGAGAGGGAUGUUGGAGAGAGUGCUAUCCAUGCGAAGAGGAGCUCACAUGGAGGAUGAAGGAGACGAGCACCAAGGAGACGAAUCCAAAACCAAGAAGCAUCUUUCAAUCGCCAUUCGAAUCACCAACUACUUCACCCGAACCGGUUACCUCUGCCCCAUUAUCCUCAUCGCCAUAGCCAUCCUCCUAAUAUCCUCCUUCUUCGUCCGCUCCCAUGAUUUGCUCUGUGUUUCUUCUAUCUCUUCCUUUGAUCGCCUCUCUCGCUCUCGAUUCUUCGGCUUGGAUGGACUCGAAUCGGAUUUCGGAUCCCUAGGCGUCCCGUGGUGCAGAUCGAAACAUGGUAAAACCGUCCAGUGGACAUCCAAGGACUUGCUCCAAGGUCUUGAAGAAUUUGUACCUAUAUACGAAACACGACCCAUCAAGAAUAACAUGUACGGGAUGGGUUUUGAUCACAGCUUUGGGCUCUGGUUUAUUGCACGAUGGCUGAAACCAGAUAUAAUGAUCGAGAGCGGAGCUUUCAAGGGGCAUUCCACCUGGGUCUUGCGGCAAGCAAUGCCAAACACCCGAAUUAUCUCACUUACGCCUCGCCAUCCUGAAAAGUACCUUAAAAAGGGCCCAGCAUAUGUUGAUGGGAACUGCACGUAUUUUGCUGGAAAGGACUUCAUUGAUUUCGGAAGUGUUGAUUGGAGGACCGUGAUGAAGAAACAUGGCGUAACUGAUCUGAGUCGAGUUCUUAUAUUUUUCGACGAUCAUCAGAAUGAACUAAAAAGAUUGAAGCAGGCACUGAAAGCUGGCUUCUCGAAUCUUGUUUUUGAGGAUAAUUAUGAUACUGGAACCGGAGAUCAUUAUUCCUUGAGACAAAUAUGCGAUCAGUUCUAUAUACAAGGAGGUGGGCAUAGUUGCUUUGAAGAUAGCGACGAAGCUAGGGUAAGAUCGAGAAGGAAGAGCUUCUGGGAAAAGGCGGUGGAUACUCGAGAACUAUGUGGGCCAGGGGAAGCAUGGUGGGGCGUUAGAGGAUACAUGCGGGAUGAUUUCAACCAUACCAAUAAGCCGAUAUCGCUUGCACAACAUUUCCAGAACAGCAGGUUUGUCGAAUCAAUACUUGAUGUUUAUUGGGAACUACCACCAGUAGCCGGUCCGUCACUUACUCAUCAAACACGAUACGAUCCAGCACGUGCACCUAGUCCCAUCGUGGAAGAUGGACGAUUCGGCUUGUUCCAAAGACUCGGCUUAUCUAGACUCGAGACUUCCGUAUUUAACGGGUACACUCAAAUGGUUUACCUUCAGAUAUCGGCAAAAGAAUCCUAGCAUUCUGUUUACAGACUAGGCUGUUUCUUGCGGACGUCCGUGGCUGUCAAUAUUAUGGAGACCCAGUUUGCAAUUUGCAAUUAGUGUGCUUUUAAUAUUAGUUCUUCCACUUUUCUUAUUUUCCCAUGAUGACUUUAGUUUGUCGCCAAUAUGAUUUAUUGUUUACAUUUGCAAAUUGUGUCUUUGAUGAUUC
Cynara cardunculus var. scolymus (artichoke) is the source of this 1548-nucleotide messenger RNA. RefSeq lists its product as uncharacterized. Bases 57 to 1355 code for a protein of 432 amino acids. Lineage: Eukaryota; Viridiplantae; Streptophyta; Magnoliopsida; Asterales; Asteraceae. The transcript is spliced from 5 exons. The record is from RefSeq and is a predicted model, not a curated record.